ACCGCUUUCGCUCGUGUACCACCACGGACAAUUUCAACUGCUAUUUAAAUACGUGUUUAACGAUCGUCGGAUAAUUUAAUUGAUUCGUUGUUGUGAAAUCAUACGUUUUAUUGCCUGAAAGUGUUUCUGAAUUAUAAAAAUAAGCUAAAGAAUUAAUAUUUAAAAUGAACAUAUUUUCUUGACCGUUAAUUUAUAAAUAAUUAUUCUGUGAUUUUUUUAUAAAGAAAAUGCAUAAACGGAAACAAUGUACGGGCCGGUUUCGGUGAGAUGUUGGGUGAAGAUUAGUGUUGGACUGAGGUACUGAGAGUUGUUUCAUGGAUGUGGAAAACGCGGAGUGUUGGAGGGCAGGAGGCGAGAGGAUGGUGGCCGAGGAGGGCAAGACUAGGGCGACUGACUUCUCCAUCGCCGCGAUCAUGGCCCGCAGCAGCGCGGAGCCGCGCAGCCCCGUCGCGCACACGCCGCCACAUACCGGUUCUGUGUCACGGCAGAGCUCGCCAGCAUCGCUCAGCUCGCCGGCGUCGAGUUGCCGGUCGCCGCUGCCGGACGAAGAUGUUGAGGUCGACGUGGAACAGUGCUCUGAUGGAGAGCGGGACGCGUCCGACCACGCCGUGCCUUCGCCUGCCCCAUCCUCUGAACUAGGCGAACGAGAUACACCUUCGCCAGCGCGGCCGCUACCUCCCACCACCUCUUGCAACUGCGAGGAGUUACUCUCAGUGGACUGCCAGCUGGAGACCAAGGAGCUGUGGGACAAGUUCCAUGACCUGGGCACUGAGAUGAUCAUCACCAAGAGCGGAAGACGCAUGUUCCCGACGGUGCGCGUGUCGUUCGCGGGCUGCCGCGCGGAGGCGCGCUACGCCGUGCUGCUGGACGUGGUGCCGGUGGACGGCAAGCGCUACCGCUACGCGUACCACCGCUCCUCGUGGCUGGUGGCCGGCAAGGCCGACCCUCCCGCGCCCGCGCGCCUCUACCCGCAUCCCGACUCGCCCUUCUCCGGAGACCAGCUGCGCAAGCAGGUCGUAUCCUUCGAGAAGGUCAAACUCACCAACAACGAGAUGGACAAGAACGGACAGAUCGUGCUAAACUCGAUGCACCGGUAUCAACCGCGCAUCCACCUCGUGAAAGUCCGUGAGGGGGGCGGACCCAUCACCGAUCUGACGCGGGAGCAGCACCGCACCUUCGUGUUCCCGGAGACGGUGUUCACGGCCGUCACUGCCUACCAGAACCAGCUCAUCACCAAGCUCAAGAUCGACUCCAACCCCUUCGCUAAAGGAUUCAGGGAUUCUUCGCGAUUGACGGACUUUGAUAGAGAUCCAAUGGAGCUGAUGUUGAUGGAGCAACAGUUGCUGCGGUCACCGCUCCGGCUGUACGCGGGCGGGGCGGGGGGUGCGGUGGGCGCGGGGGCCGCCGAUGAGGAAGCGGAGAAGCGCGCGGCGUGGGCGCGGGCGCCGGGCGCGCUGCAGCUGCUGGCGCUGGGCGGGCGCGCGUGGCCGGCCGCGUGGCCGCCGCCGCUGGCGCUGGCGCCCGACCUGUGGCUGCACAAGCCGGCCGCGCCGCUGCGCUACUGCCCCUACCCGCCGCCGCAGCCCCCGCCGCCGCGCGCGCACCACGACCAGCCCUCGCCGCGGCACCCGCUGUGAGCCCCGACUCUCCUCAGGACUCGCCUCUCGCCGCCGCUCGAUGCUCAGCUCGCAGCGCUCCGGGCUUCAACGAAAACGUGCUGUGACAACGGCUCCAUCAUAUCCGACAGUUUACAGUAUUAACUCGCUUGAACUGCGCCCCAGAAUGAUGACCGGCUUUCAAAAGACUAUUUAUUUUAUUCAAAGUGAGUUUCAAAUUAGUACCUUAAUAGACAAAUGUAUGUAACUGAGUAGUAAUAAGUUGUCGAUAGGUAUAUUGUGUAACUUUAUAACAUAACAUAAUUUCAAGGUUCCUACCCGAAAAUAAAAUAUUGAAAGUAAUGUUAAUGUAGAGAAAAGAAUAUUAAUUAACAAUAGUUACCUGCACAUAUUAGUUACUCCUUCCUUUAAUGUUUAUAUUUCCCUAGUUGUAUGCUCUCAUAU
This is a messenger RNA of Trichoplusia ni (cabbage looper), 2060 nucleotides long. It is a transcript of the gene mid, whose product is annotated as T-box transcription factor TBX20. Gene Ontology annotation, molecular function: RNA polymerase II cis-regulatory region sequence-specific DNA binding; DNA-binding transcription factor activity, RNA polymerase II-specific. Gene Ontology annotation, biological process: regulation of transcription by RNA polymerase II; heart development; positive regulation of DNA-templated transcription. NCBI's taxonomy places the organism in Eukaryota, Metazoa, Arthropoda, Insecta, Lepidoptera, Noctuidae. Gene Ontology annotation, cellular component: nucleus. The record is from RefSeq and is a predicted model, not a curated record. The coding region runs from base 315 to 1637 and encodes 440 amino acids. The transcript has 6 exons.